AUGUUGAAGAAGACUGCGGAAUAUUCCAUUGAGUGUUCAAAGAACAAACAGCCAAGCUCCUUCCGGGUCAGCGAUAAUCACCGCCACCCCAGUCGGCCCUCGGUCCCUCGAAGGGAAAGCCCAGAGCGCGAGGGCCGGGUCCCCACCGUCACCGGCGAGGGGCAGCGGCUGCCGCCGCCUCUGUGCGCCUCCGCCAGUGGCACCGGGGCCCCAGCGCCGGGCCAGGCUGGGGCGGCUGCCGAGCCGGCGGAGCUCAUCCGGCGCGCCCACGAGUUCAAGAGCCAAGGGGCGCAGUGCUACAAGGACAAGAAAUUCCGCGAAGCCAUCGGCAAAUACCACCGCGCGUUGCUGGAGCUGAAGGGGUUGCUGCCGCCCCCCGGGGAGCGGGACUCGCGCGCGGCCUCCCCGGCCGGGGCUCUCAAAACCGGUCGCCUCUCGGAGGAGCAGAGCAAGACGGUGGAAGCCAUCGAGAUCGACUGCUACAACAGCCUGGCAGCCUGCCUGCUCCAGGCUGAGCUGGUGAACUAUGAGCGAGUUAAGGAGUAUUGCCUAAAAGUUCUAAAGAAGGAAGGGGAAAACUUCAAGGCCCUUUAUCGGUCUGGCGUGGCCUUCUACCACCUUGGAGACUAUGAUAAAGCACUCUACUACCUGAAAGAAGCAAGGACCCGGCAGCCAACAGACACCAACGUGAUUCGGUAUAUCCAGUUGACAGAAAUGAAGCUCAGCAGAUGCUCUCAGAGAGACAAAGAAGCCAUGUAA
Messenger RNA from Elephantulus edwardii (Cape elephant shrew), 759 nucleotides. It is a transcript of the gene TTC9, whose product is annotated as tetratricopeptide repeat domain 9. The record is from RefSeq and is a predicted model, not a curated record. Bases 1 to 759 code for a protein of 252 amino acids. Lineage: Eukaryota; Metazoa; Chordata; Mammalia; Macroscelidea; Macroscelididae. Gene Ontology annotation, molecular function: protein binding. The transcript is spliced from 5 exons.